This is a messenger RNA of Manduca sexta (tobacco hornworm), 453 nucleotides long. RefSeq names its product COP9 signalosome complex subunit 9. Lineage: Eukaryota; Metazoa; Arthropoda; Insecta; Lepidoptera; Sphingidae. The transcript is spliced from 3 exons. Gene Ontology annotation, biological process: negative regulation of protein neddylation. Bases 182 to 361 code for a protein of 59 amino acids. The record is from RefSeq and is a predicted model, not a curated record.
AUAUAUUUGACAAUUGACCGUUUUGAAGUUUCUUCUGACGUUCAAUCAAAUCCAAAAAAAAAUUGGAUACAAACAUUACAUUGAUGUGUGUGGGUUAAUAAUUGUACCGACUAACUUUGUCUAUUUUAUUGUUAGAGGCAGCUAAGGCGAAGAUCGAAUUAGUUUCAAAGAUACUCCCAAAAUGAAACCCACAGUUGCUGCAGACGAAAUGUUUCCCGAAGGUGUCGGACCUUACAUGGAUCUGGAAGAGGCUGGCGGUCCAUCCAAUCUUCUAAUGGAUUUAGCCGCAAAUGAAAAAGCAGUCCAUGCAGACUUCUUUAAUGAUUUUGAAGACUUAUUUGAUGAUGAUGAUCUUAAGUAAUUACACCUGGCAGAAAAUUAGGAAAAAAUAAAUAAUUCAGAACUUAUGUUUAUUAGGUUUAAACAGCAAAUAUAAAUUUAUCAAAUUAAAAA